Molecule: messenger RNA, 1461 nt
Organism: Dermacentor albipictus
Lineage: Eukaryota; Metazoa; Arthropoda; Arachnida; Ixodida; Ixodidae
Source: RefSeq, a predicted model, not a curated record
CUCUUUAAUAGGAACGCAGCAGCACAGCUGCGAGAAUCGAACCCACCAGCUCGUGCUGAUCAGCAGAACACCACAACAAUUGAUCUCUGGAGGCCCACUUUUCCUUCGUCCGAGCUUACGCGCUGCACCAGGCGCGUGCAGUGGUUCCUAACCGCUCCCCUUUGAGAAGCACCAUCAGCGUAGCGGCCCCGGGAACUGCCAGAAGCCUGUGCCUGCUUCCAGCGCCAUCGGAUCUCGCGCUAUGGAACAGUCUGCGAGCCCCAAGUCGCUGCGCAGGGCGUCGUCACCGCCGCCGGCGUCGCAGCAGACUCCGCCGCCGAGCCAGCUCCGCAGGACGGCCAGCUCGCCCUCCUUCUGCUUCCUGCCGUGCUCGCUGUCCGAGCUGCUGCUGCAGCAGUCGCCGCAGUCGACACCCACGCCGCCCAGGCGCUGCGAGACCGAGGCCCACGUCGCGGGAGUGAAGAAGCAGACUGCGAUGGCGGGCGACUCGGUGCCCCGGCUUCCUUUCCAAGACUACACUUCACGAAGCUGGGAGCCAGACCUGUGGUCGCGCAGCACGCAGACCGAGUUGGCCGCCGAGAGCAGCACGCAGACGGAGCCGCUGGCCAUCUCCACCGACGGCGCGCAGCUCCAUGAGGAUGAUGCCCGGCACGCGUUCCGGCGGAAGUUGUCCUCUCGCUGGAACGCGAUGCAGUUUGUCGUCACGAUGGCAGCACUCGGCGCCUUCGUCUUCAUCUUGGUCGUCAUCGCCGCCGUUCUCGAAGGAGUGAACAUGAGCCCGAAGGUGGACGGCUUCGAUCUGCUGCCCGACUUCUUCGAGAACGAACCGCCCGUGUCGGCUGCGCACGAGCGCCCCGUGCACAUCACAGCUCCAACUGCCGAACAUUCUGUGACUACUACCUCGCUGGCAACGAACAGCACUGCGACAGAACUGCACGGUUCCCUUAGAACGCAUGCCAAGGUGCGCAAGGUGACCAAGACUUUGCCCCGGCGUCCCGCAGCGAGGCAAAAUAGCACAACGUUUUCGGCGACGAAAAUGCCGAUUACCGCGGGCUCCAGACGGCGGGUGUGGACCCUGUCACCAACCAUGGGCCGUCGCCUGGGUGUGCGGAUCAUCGGCAACCAUGACUACGCCACGCGCAAGGACCAUCUUCAGGAGGUGACGGGAGAUCUCGGCAUGCCAUCACCUAUCAUCGAGAAAUACGACGAUAACAAGAUAUCCGGGGAAAGGGCCGAUCACGAGAGUUCUCCCAAGACGCGCAAGUCCCGAUCGCCGUCCGCGACACCAGCCGGCGACUUCGUGGAAGAGAUCGUCUAGCGCGAGUGCGCUGAAACACCUGCGCACGACUGUCAACAACGAGGAAGAGCGCGUGCCAUAGGAGCAUCGCGAAGGAUUCAUUUCAGCUUUUUUUUUUUUUUAAAUGAAGUAGCUACUGUUGCGAUAGCUUCAGAUAUAAUGCA